This is a messenger RNA of Megalobrama amblycephala (Wuchang bream), 1200 nucleotides long. RefSeq names its product cytochrome c oxidase assembly protein COX11, mitochondrial (gene cox11). Bases 198 to 980 code for a protein of 260 amino acids. Gene Ontology annotation, cellular component: mitochondrial inner membrane. Gene Ontology annotation, molecular function: copper ion binding. The transcript has 5 exons. The record is from RefSeq and is a predicted model, not a curated record. NCBI's taxonomy places the organism in Eukaryota, Metazoa, Chordata, Actinopteri, Cypriniformes, Xenocyprididae.
UCACAUUUUCACGUAGCAACAAGCAAGUACUGCAGGCCUACCUCAAUCUAGGCGGCGUCCGUCAGUUUUCCAGUUUCUUUCUGCAGAACCCAGCGGAACUGUAGCAGUAGCGCCCUGUACCCGGGGAACUUGAAUCUGUUGCACCAGUAGGUGAAACACACCUGUCUUGAGGGGAUUUCACUUGUAAUUCUAGGAUUAUGCUAUUACCGCUACUUCUUCGUGGGUGCACUGCAAAGCACUAUAUACAGCAAGUGCUUUCUAUCACUCGGUUAUGCACUGAUUGCUCCAACAUCAGAGGACUAGCCACAUCCAGCGGCCAGCUCUUCUUCAGGAGAACCCCACAGCGAUUCCUCAACCAGUCACGAGGAGCUAAAACUCACAAGAGGAAACAUCAGAGCCAGGAAGAUGACUGGAAGAAAAGGAACAAGACCAUCCUGACAUACAUCGCGGCCGCUGGAGUGGGAAUGAUUGGCAUGUCAUAUGCUGCUGUUCCGCUCUACAGACUGUACUGUCAGGCAACAGGGCUGGGAGGGGCAGCAGUAGCUGGACAUGACACAGAGCAAGUGGAGACAAUGAAGCCUAUUAGGGAGCGUGUUAUUAAAGUGACCUUCAAUGCAGACACGCACGCCAGCAUGCAAUGGAACUUCCGUCCGCAGCAGUCAGAGAUUUACGUCGUACCAGGAGAAACUGCACUGGCUUUUUAUAAGGCGCGGAACCCCACAGACAAACCGGUGAUAGGCAUUUCAACCUACAAUGUUGUACCUUUUGAUGCUGGACAAUAUUUUAAUAAGAUACAGUGUUUCUGUUUCGAGGAACAGAGGUUAAACCCACACGAGGAGGUAGACAUGCCGGUAUUCUUCUACAUUGAUCCAGAGUUUGAUGAAGACCCCAGGAUGGCACGAGUAGACAAUAUUAUACUCUCAUACACCUUUUUUGAAGCCAAGGAAGGACAGCGGAUACCAAUCCCUGGUUAUAGCUAAUUGUGCAUUAUUCAGAGACUUUUAAUCAGAAUUAUCUUCAGGUGAUUGUGUUCUGUAAUCAUUUUGAUAAUGAUUACUGCAUGUGAUAAUGUAUGAUGUCUGAAUAGCCUGAAUCAAAUGAUUAUACAAAUUUUUUUAUCAGUGAUCAAGGCUGAUCAUCUGCCUGUGAAUGUUAUGAUUAAAACAAUAAAAUAUAAGUUAUUAUUUUUAUACACCUUCA